AUGCCCAUCAAGUCACUUGAGUCGUACCUCUUUGAACGCCGGGUAGUAAGUGCCAGCUCAAUUGAGAUCUUGCAGAAUGCCACAAUUGGUAUUGAUGUUGAACAUUACUUGAGUCGGAUCUAUACCUUUAAGAAGGAACAAUAUUUGGCAGGUGUAGGAGGUACACCUAGUUCCUUGAAAGAUUACGUGCAACUGGACUUGCAAGUAUUUAAGGAAUUCAAUAUCAAGCCUAUUUUUGUCAUUCCUGGUUUAGGGAUUGAAUCUCAACACGCUGAAUUCCCAACGAAUGAAUUAUCUCCACAAGAGCUGCACAGAAUGACCACUUGGAAUAAACUUCAUUCACGUAGUUCAAAUCCAUAUCUUUAUAAUAACCUGAACACCGAAUCCUUUAGAUUAUUUACUGAUCCAUUACCUUUGAGACCAAUGAUCAAUGAUUUGAUAAGAUAUUUUAUUGCCAAUGGUAUUGAUUAUCUCAUUUCACCAUAUGAUGCAUCGUUCCAAUUGUCUUAUUUGUAUAAUACUGGACUUGUUGAUUCUAUUUACGGUUCUACCGAUGUUCUUUUAUGCAAUGUGGAUAAAUUUAUCUUGGGUAUGGAAUUUUUAACCAAGGAAUUCAGAUACAUUGAAAGAGCAAAGGUUUUAUAUGAACUUGGCUUGUCAGAGAAGCAAUUUACAGACUUAAGUAUUAUGGUUGGUUGCAAUCUUCAACCAGUUACAUUCCCAAACUUUCCUCCAUUGCCAAAGCCUAACCAUAUUCAACCAUAUCCACAACUCAAUUAUUUUAAAUUGGGUUUGGAAAUCAUUUUCCAACUUAAUUCAUAUAGUCCAGGAAAUCCUGCUGAUUUGUAUGCUUAUAUUGUCAGUUUGAAUGACCCUAAAUUGUUGGAACUCUACUAUAAGGGACAUUCUGCCUUAAAGUAUUUGCCUAUCUUGAAUAAGGAAGGGUAUGUUGAAUUAUAUUCUGUUGAAAUGAAUAAAUUGAACAAGAAACAAUCAGGUACUGCAUUAGAAAAAAUUGAAGUUCCAAAUGAUGUUCAUGCAAUUAUUUCUCAAAAAUUACCACCUGAAUUAUACUUCUAUCAAUCUCUUGGGUUACUCCCAUUGCUGCUUCUUGAAGCAAUUACUCAGGGUAAAUUGAAUAUUAGACCACCUCCAGAUGGUGGCCUUCCUGAAUCAUAUAAGAAGUUAAUUUCCUCAAAGUAUUUUAAUGAUUCAUUGGAUUUCCAAUUCAAUCUUAUUACCCAACUUUUGGCAAGAUAUUAUCAAGUUAAAAAGAUAAGUGUUGACUAUUGGUUCAAGGAUGGGUCUACUGAACUUAACAAUAGACUCACUCCGCCAGCUCAUGUUCAAAUUUCUCAUUUAUGGAUUCAUAACUCUGGAUCUAAAAAAUUCGACCUUCCAUCUUUUAUCUCUAAAUUAACUAAUGCUAAUAUUGAAGAGAAUUCAUGUUCUGAGAGAGAAAAGAAAUUUGAGAUCCUGACAAACCUGGAUAUUAUUUCUACUGCCUUGUUAAGAUCGUUAUAUUUGUUGGGAGUUGUUGAAAAUAAAACCAACAAAUUGAGUUCUGUGGGUAACAGUAUCCAUCGUUUAGUUAAAGAAUUUAAAGAUAUUACUGAAGAUGAAGUUCUGGAAUUAUUUUUAAUUUUACUUUUAAUUAAAUCAAAGGUCAUUAAAUUAAAUGAUCAAAUUAGAGAUUAUUAUAGUAUUCCAAAAUCGUUUAAGGACCCUAUUUCAUCAAAUGAAGAAAUUCCAGCUGAAGAUGCUAAACAUAUUACCUUAUUAUCUAGAAUUUUAUCAGUUCAUAAGUUGAAUAUUUCAGCCAUCAAUUAUCAAGGUCCGAUUUCAAGAUCAUUACAAAGUUUCCGCUCUCAUGUCAAGGUAAUUUUGAAUAACUUGAGUAAUACACUUCAAUGUUGUUUACUUGAUUUAUCUGCGCGUAAUGAUAUUCCAAUUCGUGCUACUUUUGAAACUAGAGCUGAAUGGUACGAAUUGGUCAACCAGUUACCAUUCUAUAAGGAUUGUAACAAUACUUUACUUGGAGUUGUUGGUGAAAUUUAUUUUGAAUAUUCUUUGAGACAAAGAAUUGGGAACCAAAAUAGAACUAAAGAAGAGAUCAUUUCAAACACUAAGGAUCAUUUAUUAAACUCUAUUUUCCAAGUGAAUAAUCCUUCUUUCAAUAUUAAUGUAAAGGGAGCAAAUAGUAUUGAUGGUGAUCUGCUCUUUAAAGAUUUCAAGAAUGGAUUAAACUUUUGGUCCAAAUUUAUUAAAUUGGUUGAAAUUAUUCAUGAAGAGGAUAAAUCCCUUAUUGAUGAUAAGUAUUAUAAGAGUAUUCUUGAAACUGAUACUUGGAUGAAGCAAUAUAUUUAG
Messenger RNA from [Candida] anglica, 2367 nucleotides. The record is from the annotation of a GenBank genome assembly. Lineage: Eukaryota; Fungi; Ascomycota; Pichiomycetes; Serinales; Debaryomycetaceae.